Messenger RNA from Halichondria panicea, 2513 nucleotides. RefSeq names its product ephrin type-A receptor 5-like. The record is from RefSeq and is a predicted model, not a curated record. The transcript has 13 exons. Gene Ontology annotation, cellular component: signaling receptor complex; plasma membrane. Gene Ontology annotation, molecular function: transmembrane receptor protein tyrosine kinase activity; ATP binding. Bases 267 to 2453 code for a protein of 728 amino acids. NCBI's taxonomy places the organism in Eukaryota, Metazoa, Porifera, Demospongiae, Suberitida, Halichondriidae. Gene Ontology annotation, biological process: multicellular organism development; protein phosphorylation; cell surface receptor protein tyrosine kinase signaling pathway.
GUCUUUGGAGGCACUAGACGUGGCUGGCCCUGAAUCUUCUUCAUUUAUAGUUAGAAUCUACAGCAUUUGUCAGUCUAGCAAGCUAGCAGUCUAUAGUCUAUAGUCAGUGUAUAGUGCUGUUAAGUUGUUAUCAUAAUGGAGGUGUACUCAUUCUGCCUCUUUUUCAUGUUGUAUGGUUUGCCAGCAGUUUUGUGCCAGCUUGACUGUACAGACCAAGUUUUUGGGAAUGAAAAUGAAACAGAAUAUACACUGAGGCCACAGAUACGAUGGUGUACCUCAACUUGAACGAUUCAGCAAAGUGCUAUGGUACCCUCUCCUCGUAUAAAUUCUGUCACUACCCCAUGACGACUGGGACAGAUUACAAUGCUUUUUUAGCUGUGUUUCGAAGACAAGGCGAUACCUACGUACCCGUAAUGGAGUCAGGAGCAUUUCUCCAAGUCACGGUUGCUCAAGCCUUCAACUGUAGUACUAGUGUGCCUGAGGGGUCAGGCAGUGUACAGAUUGAACCUGGAGAUGUAAUUGGAGUGUGUUUAGGGCCAUUACAAGGUCAAAGAGAACAGCUGAAUCUUGUUGGAAAUGAUGCAACUGGGUUUUCUGUCAGUGGUGUGUCUAUAUCUGGUAACUGCAAUUUAAAUACAGCAACGGUUACGAUUAGUGAACUGAUAAAUCUUCCAGACAGGAUUCUUCAUCUCUCAGCUGAAUUCUCUCCUUCUACCGAGCCCCCAACCCUACCUCCAACCACUGAUCCCCUAAACACUGAUCCCCCAGCCACUAAUCAACCAACAAGCUCAGGCUCUCUUGUUCCCACCCCAACAACUAAUCCACCAACAGGAGGAGCUGCCGCCGAUAACACAGCUGGAGUUGCAGUUGGUGUUGUGUUCGCUCUCUUAUUCGUGGCUGUCUUGGUAGCUCUGAUAGUGAUUGUCGUCAUCGUUAUUACAAAACGUGGGAAAACUUCAUACUCUCUAAGAGCCAAUAACAACCACCAAGCUAUCGGUAUUGAUAAUCAAAUCUAUGGAACUGGGGAGCUGGAGUCAAGCUUUACUGAUGGCAAAGAUGUUGAAAAUAAUUACGAAGUGCCUCAUGAAAAUGGUGAUAUCUCUCCAUAUGAGGUAGUGCCUCCCAAACGGAUUGGGACAAUGGCAGCUCCAGCAUCUCAUAAGAACCUGUCUGUUGCAUCGCGCUCAGCCACCAUGCCGUGGAACAUCCAGCCUGCUCCAUACGAAGGAAUGGCGUUUGGUGGUGAUGUGUACUCUUCUCCAAUUGAUGCAAUGAGAUACUCGGAACUUAUUGAGCAGAACAAGGAAGAAGACAUAUACAGUAAUGUGGACCCAUUCCAAGCACCUGCCGCAGAUGAAGAUGAGAUCUACUCGCAGCUGCAUUCCUGGGGCAUCCUAAACUUGUCCAGCAGCGAUGUUGUAAUAAAACGUCAUCUCGGCUCUGGUCAGUUUGGUAGUGUGGAACUUGGUCAAUGGAAUAGACAUGGAACUAAGCCAGUGGACGUGGCACUCAAGAGUCUCACCAAAACAUCAGAGGAGGACAAAGUCAAGUUCCUACAAGAAGCCGCCAUCAUGGCUCAGUUCAGACACCCUAACGUUAUCAUGCUUUAUGGAGUGAUUGCUAAAGAGGAGCCAAUGACGUUGGUUGUCGAGUUGGCCCAAAAUGGAGAUUUGAGAGAAUUCCUUCUUUCAAUGAGACCUGAGAGCUUUGGUGAAGAGUUAGACGAUCGUGCUCAAGAUGAUGGUACUAUAACAGAUGUGACUGAACGGAGGGAGAGGUCUAAGACACUGCCCCCUGAAUCCAGCACCAUGUUCCUGAAGUUCUCUCAACAAGUUGCUCUUGGGAUGCAGUAUCUGGCCGGCAAAGGAUUUGUGCACAGAGACCUGGCUGCUAGGAACAUUCUUGUAAUCAAAAAUAAAAUUUGCAAGGUGGCUGAUUUCGGUAUGUCACGUGACUUGGAGAAUGAGAGCUACUAUGUAUCCCACGGAGGAAAAAUUCCCGUCAAGUGGACAGCCCCUGAGGCCAUUCACUACAAGAAGUACUCGACUGCCAGUGAUGUGUGGGCCUACGAGUGUCUGCUCUAUGAGAUAUGGAGCAUUGGGCACAAGCCGUUUGAGGGAAUUCGAAAUGUGGAUGUUAUUGAGACUGUGGACUCUGGAAAACGAUUGCCUCCACCUCCUGGAAUACCAAAAAUACUCUAUGAGCUGAUGAUACUAUGUUGGCAUCCUGAGACUGAGCUUCGCCCUGCUUUCCGUGAUAUUGUGUUGACGCUGGUUGGAAAUAAAGAGAGAGUUUUGGACAUUCCCGAGGAAGACUCCUCCACUAACCCACUGUCUGUCGUAUUGGGAGCUCCACUGGAGGCCGGGGAGAACAUGUACUCUCAGCUGCAAAGUAGAUAUAUUGAUUACGCUGCACGUAAAGAAACUGAAGAAGACUAUUUUGAGAUUGAUUGAACCAGUACUUUUUCUAUUGUGUGCUCUCAAUUUUUAAUGUCAUGUUAAUUACUAUAAUUG